This is a messenger RNA of Puccinia triticina, 966 nucleotides long. RefSeq lists its product as uncharacterized. The record is from RefSeq and is a predicted model, not a curated record. Gene Ontology annotation, molecular function: G protein-coupled receptor binding; GTPase activity; GTP binding. The coding region runs from base 1 to 966 and encodes 321 amino acids. Gene Ontology annotation, cellular component: heterotrimeric G-protein complex. Lineage: Eukaryota; Fungi; Basidiomycota; Pucciniomycetes; Pucciniales; Pucciniaceae. The transcript is spliced from 6 exons. Gene Ontology annotation, biological process: adenylate cyclase-activating G protein-coupled receptor signaling pathway.
AUGGACAACAACAACACAGGAUCUGGAGAAUCGGGCAAAUCGACAAUAGUCAAGCAGAUGAAAAUCAUCCAUCAGAACGGAUACACUCGCGAAGAACUGCUGCUAUUCAAGCUGACCAUCUACAAGAACAUCAUCGACUCGGCUCAGGCCGUCGUCGUGGCCAUGCAGAAACUCAAGCUCGAGCCCGUCGAGCCCAUCAACCAGUCAUACUCCGACAAGAUCCUCGACUACCGGCUCGACUUCAACCAGUUCGGAGGCGGGCUCAACCCCGAAAUCGUCCGCUCCAUCGAGUCCCUCUGGCACGACCCCAUCAUCCCCGCCGUCCUCGACAGGGGGAGCGAAUUCUACCUGAUGGACUCCGCCGGAUACUUCUUCGACCAUGUCCAUCGGAUCGGCCAGAUGGACUAUAUCCCCAACGAAGUCGACGUGCUCAUGGCCCGGACAAAAACAACGGGCAUCUCCGAGACCAAGUUCAAGUCCGGCCAGCUCAGCAUCCACAUGUUCGACGUCGGCGGGCAGCGCUCAGAGCGCAAGAAAUGGAUCCACUGUUUCGAGGCCGUCACCUCGAUCAUCUUCUGUGUCGCACUGAGCGAAUACGACCAAGUACUUCUGGAAGAGAGCGGCCAGAAUCGGAUGGCAGAAUCGUUGGUGCUCUUCGAGUCGGUCAUUAACUCGCGCUGGUUCCUGCGCACAUCAAUCAUCCUCUUCCUCAACAAGAUCGACAUCUUCAAAGCCAAGCUGCCCAAGGUGCCCCUCGAGCGCUUCUUCCCCGAAUACACCGGCGGAAACGACGUCAACAAGGCCGCCAAAUAUAUCCUCUGGAGGUUUACCCAGCUCAACCGCGCCAGACUCAGCAUCUACCCCCAUCUCACACAGGCCACAGACACUUCCAACAUCCGACUGGUCUUCGCAGCCGUCAAAGAAACAAUACUACAGAACGCCCUACGGGAUAGCGGAAUUCUCUAG